UUGUCACACUUGCACAAUCACACUCUGAUGCCUCAGACUGUGUGAGUGAGAUGAGGGUGAGAAAGAGAGCAGCUGAACAGUGAGUUUGUGUGUGUCUGAGUGAGAUAGAGAGAGAGAAAAAGUCAGAGAUGAGUUCCACUCCACCCACAUCCAUCCAUGUCCAAUGUGAGGGGGUGGUGAAACACUAUAGACCUUACUGUGCCAUUAACCAACAUUAUUUAGUCGAUUUAAGCUGGGGAAGAGGCUAGUCAACACAACUCCUCAUAAGAAUUCCACCCUGUUGGAGCAACAAUGAGUUCUCAUGUAAAACUCAGGAAGGAGAGGGUGGGUGUUGUGGACUACGACACACAAAUCAAAGAGGUGCGUUCCCAGCUUGUAGACCAAUUAAAAGUGUUGGAUUUGCAACUUGAGCAUAAGACCCAACAGCUACAAGACCUCACAGACUAUCUGCGGAGACGGGGUGAGAUAGAAUGCGAGUAUGCCCGCUCCUUGGAAAAACUUGCUGAAAGAUUUACUUCCAGAACAAGGAGGAAGGAGCCCAGCACUCACUCAAUCGCUCAAAUCUGGCUGGCUCUGCUGUCUCAGACCCGUCAGGAAAGUAAGGACCACAAUGGGCUCAGUGAAAGUUGCAGCAAUAUUCUCAUCCAGCCUCUCAUGCACUGUCUGGAGUACACACAACGCCUUGCUAAGAAGAGUAAAGACAUCUGUAAUCAGCUACAAGACGGAUUGCUCAAGGUUGCCACAGAGCUACAGACUGCUUGGCGGACAUACUACCAGUACCACUCAGAGUAUGUAAGUGCAGAAGGGAAGCUGAGGGAAGCAGAGAAACAGGAAGAAAAGCAAAAGCAGAGUGCUGCUAAGAAGCUGGAGAGGUUGAUAGAAAAAAGACAAAUCAAAGUCCAAGAGAUACAGCUGAAAUGCAGCAAGGCCCGAAAUGACUACCUCCUAAACCUAGCUGCUGCCAAUUCCUCCAUGAAUAAGUACUAUCUUCAGGAUGUGUCUACUCUCAUUGAUUGUGCAGACAUAGGGUACCACCUCUCUUUUGGUCGGGUGAUGCAAGCCUAUUUGUCCAGGCGGUGGCAGGCCCAGGAAAACCUGGACACUGGUCUGGAGAAGCUCCAGGGGGCUGUAUCUGGACUGGACCAGAGUCAAGACAGAGACACUCUUCUACAGGACCACCACAACACCUUCUCUAUGCCUCUUCGCUUCCCAUAUCAGCCACAUGAAGGAGAUCAGGUUUCUGAGGUCAGUGCAGAGUUUGAGAUGAGGUGCGAGUUGGACAUGCGAUUCAAACAGAUCCAAACCCGACUGAAAGCGGUCACCCAGGAAACAGAGGAGGCUAGUAAAAACAUGACAGCAGCCCAGUCCUCUUUGUUGGAGGGCAUCAGUGAUGAUGAUCUGGAGCCCAGCAGUGGUUGCAGUCCCCCUCAAGAAGGCAGCACUGAGAAUUUGACCAUUAGACCCAGUGUAACCCGACGGAGGGCAAACCUGCUGGAAAUAGAAAAUCUCUACUUCACUAAAGUAAAAGAAUACCUUGUUGGCAGCUCCUUGGUAUCUAAGCUCAAAGCAAAGCAUGAUCUGCUUAAAGUAGCUGUGGAAAAAGCUGAAGCAUCAAAUGGACAUCAGCCUAGACAAAUUGGAAAAUCUUUGUGUGUCAGAAGGAAUCAGUCAAGUGUUAAUUUGAUGCACAACCACAAACUUUUCAAUGGAGACAUGUUAUCCUUCAUACAGGCAACAGGACAGGAGAUUCCGGUUGUUGUGGAAACCUGCAUUCGCUUUAUCAACCUCAAUGGUCUCCACCAUGAAGGAAUUUUUAGAGUGCCAGGAUCUCAGAUGGAGGUUAAUAACCUGAGGGAUGCAUUUGAGCGAGGUGAGGACCCCUUGGCUGACCAGAGGUAUGAUUUGGACUCUGUGGCUGGAGUUUUGAAGCUCUACUUCAGAGGCCAGGAGAAUCCACUCUUUCCAAUUGACAGUACUAGCCAGCUCCUGGAGCAAGCCCAAAUAAAGAAUGAAGCUGAGAGAGCAGCUCAGCUCAAGACAGUCAUCUCUUCCUACCCUGAGCCCAUCAUCGUUGUCAUGAGAUACCUCUUUGCAUUCCUUCAUCAUGUGUCUCAGUACAGUGAUGAGAACAUGAUGCAGCCAUACAACUUGGCUGUGUGUUUUGGUCCCAGCCUGGUAAGAGGGUCUCAAGAUGAUGAUGUUGUAACCCUGCAACCUCAGAUCAACCACCUUGUAAAGAGUAUCAUCAUUCAGCAUGAAAACAUCUUCCCCAGUCAGAGCGAAGUACAAGGGCCAGUGUAUGAGAAGUGCAUGACGCUUGAACAGGAUGACUGCGAGCCCAUUAUCGAGGAAGGAGAAGGAGACACAGAUUACACGCAUAGCAAAACCGAUUUGGAAAUGGGGUCCUUCACUAAUAAUGGCCCAGAUGUGUCUGCAGAACCUAUACAGACAAAGACAGAACGUCCCCGAGCAAACAGCAGUGGCUCCAUAGACCAUAACAGGAUACCGGCUGGACCAGCAGGGGGCGGAAUUACCUCUGCUGGAAAGCUGACACUUCAGAUUCCAGUUGGGCCACAAUGCAGGCCGAGGAGGAUGCACUCUCCUGUUUCUGUGCACAGAGAAUGUCAACAACACUCAUCCUCUGAGGACAUAGUUGUGCAAGUAGACAAGGAGGUCUCUCGCCACAUGGAGUCAGUCUUUAAGGAGCUUCUCAUACGACAAGCACAACAGGAUCCCUCCCCCUGUGUUUUGGCACCUUCUGCCCAAGCUCCCCAAAAAAGGGGGAAGCGAGAUGGAAAAAAGGGGAAAGGGAUUUUUAAGACGGCAGAUCCACUGGACUAAAAGUACUGGAAUCAGCACAUGACAAAGAAAGAAAAAAAAUGGAACUAUUAUGUUAAUGGGAACUGAGGUGUUGUGUAAAGGGCUCAGACAAUAGCUUUCGGUGCAUCUGUUCCUAGAAAACUGAAAUCACUAACCUAUAAACCCUUCUCUGAGCCCCCCAAAGACUGGUUUAGGAUUAUUUCCUAAAGUAAUUUAAUUCACCAUUUAAUUCUCUCAGUACUGGCUACUUUCAGUCAUGUUCUGGAUAAUAAAACCCUGCAGCAACUGCAGACUAAAAACUAGAUGUGGAAACUGUGAAUUACAUUAAGUGCCAAAAUGUGUUUGGGUACAGCUAAAUGUGAUGUUAUGCAACUUUGUCUGCACCGAUGUAAGUGUUGAUGUUAAACUGCUUUGAAUGUAUGGUUUUUAAUGAUUAUGCACAGAUUUACAAGCAGACAUUCUUCCUGUGAUUUAGACACAAACCUGAUAAAGAAAUGUGAAAAUUGUCCUUAAGUUGUGUAUAUUACCAAUUUUAAACUUGUUUCAAAUAUUGUUUUUUUUUUGUACAUAUAAUAAAUAAUUUGCUUCCCUCUCUGAUUUUAUUUUAAAUAAGUGCAACAAAUAUGCACUUAUACAGUACCUUUUAAAAUUUACCUAUACAAGGUGCUUAAAAAGUAUUUCCAAGGUGCAUCAGUAGCAGAAGAACCUAUAAAUUAGGUGCUUGCCUAGCAUAAGAGUUCAUUUUAAGUUCAGUGUCUUGUCCGAAGACACUUAAACAAGUGAAGGAGCUGGAGAUUGACGGACGCUUCAGCAAGAGCCUACAUUAAAGCUUAUUUAAAGUCAGCGAUUUAAAACCGGAUAGUCAAAUCAGCUCUGUAGUGAAGUCCAGCUUUUUCCACACCAAGCAGCUUGCUAAGGUCAAACCUUUUCUUGCACAACACUUUGAGACAGUAAUCCAUGCCUUCCUUCCAUCUCGGCUGGAUUACUGUGAUGCUCUUUAUUCUGGGGUUAGCCAGUCCUCCCUUGCACGUUCCAGUUGGUGCAAAAUGCAGCUGCACGCCUCCUAGCUGGAGUACGUAAGAGGGAGCACAUAACCCCCAUCCUGGCCUCCCUCCACUGGCUGCCAGUGCACUACAGAGUUCAUUUUAAGAUUAUUUUGUUUGUUUUUAAAUCUUUAAAUGGUCUGGCUCCUCCUUACCUCUCUGAGCUACUCUACCCCUACGCUCCUGCUUGGUGCCUCAGGUCAGCUGACCUGCUGCUUCUGGACGUACCGAGGUCCAAACGGAGGCUCAGAGGGGACAGAGCUUUUUCAGUUGCUGGUCUAAAACUGUGGAAUGAGCUCCUCCUCCACAUUAGACAACCUUCCUCAUUGUCUAUUUUUAAAACUCAUCUUAAAACCCAUUUUUAUUCUUUGGCUUUCAGCCCAGUAUGAGACUGUUCCUGUAGAGUGUGCUGUGGUUUGUUUUAUUUAU
Molecule: messenger RNA, 4292 nt
Organism: Melanotaenia boesemani (Boeseman's rainbowfish)
Lineage: Eukaryota; Metazoa; Chordata; Actinopteri; Atheriniformes; Melanotaeniidae
Product: rho GTPase-activating protein 4-like
Exons: 22
Coding region: 292-2841 (849 amino acids)
Biological process (GO): negative regulation of cell migration; signal transduction
Cellular component (GO): cytoplasm
Source: RefSeq, a predicted model, not a curated record